AAGAAGAAUCAGGAAGUAGUUCUGGUCCUCUGAGUCGGGGGCGUGGUUGGCCUGAUGUUUCUAAUGACAGCGCUCUUGUUUUCUUGUUUUGCUAGUUUAGUUUGAGGCUAAUAGCUUGCUGCCAAACAGUUUUUAUUAUAAUGGUUGUAGUGGUGUUUACCGGAUGAAGCAUACACUGUGGUGUAACCUUACUACUCGUUAACUAUAACUUCUGUUUAUUUGUACUGUUGUUUGUUUCGUGGUCCGAAGCUAAAUAGCUAGCUGGUCAGUGCGAGCUAUGAAGCUAGUGUUUUUAGCUAACUGUUAUCGGAAGAACAUAAUCCUCUAAAGGAAUCAAAGAGGAUUUUAGUUUUAUUCAGAUACCAGGAAAAGACACUUGAAUUAGCAGGGGAUCAGAAACAGCUCCUGCGUCAGAGGACUUGCAUGUACGAUGGCGUGAAGUGUGGAUGUUGCUUCAGAUUGAGAGUGGUCCUCAUGAGUGAUUCAGCUGGAUGAGUUUGCAACAAUGUCCUGUAAAUCAACCAAAGUAGCCCCUAGUGUUGAUUUCGACCACAGUUGCUCCGACAGCGUGGAAUAUCUGACGCUUAACUUUGGCCCCUUUGAGACAGUUCAUCGAUGGAGAAGACUCCCUCCGUGUGACGAGUUUGUUGGUGCAAGGCGCAGCAAGCAUACUGUUGUGGCGUACAGGGAUGCCAUUUACGUGUUUGGUGGAGACAAUGGGAAGAACAUGUUGAACGACCUGCUACGAUUUGAUGUGAAGGACUGCUCGUGGUGUCGGGCCUUCACCACCGGAACUCCACCUGCUCCCAGAUAUCAUCAUUCAGCUGUUGUGUACGGCAGCAGCAUGUUUGUUUUUGGUGGCUACACUGGAGACAUCUACUCAAACUCUAACCUGAAAAAUAAAAAUGAUCUGUUUGAGUACAAGUUUGCAACGGGACAGUGGACUGAAUGGAAAGUGGAAGGGAGCUUGCCAGUGGCCAGGUCUGCACAUGGGGCCACAGUCUACAGUGAUAAACUGUGGAUAUUUGCUGGUUAUGAUGGCAAUGCCAGGCUGAAUGACAUGUGGACCAUCAGUCUGCAGGACAGAGAACAUGCGUGUUGGGAGGAGAUCGACCAGAGUGGCGAGAUUCCUCCAUCUUGCUGUAACUUUCCUGUAGCUGUAUGCAGGGACAAGAUGUUCGUGUUUUCUGGUCAGAGUGGAGCCAAGAUCACCAACAACCUCUUCCAGUUUGAGUUCAAGGGCCACAUGUGGACACGCAUCCCAACGGAACACCUCCUGCGGGGCUCACCCCCACCUCCUCAGAGACGCUACGGCCACACAAUGGUUGCAUUUGACCGCCACCUGUAUGUAGUUGGAGGUGCUGCAGACAACACUCUGCCUAACGAGCUGCAUUGCUACGAUGUGGACUCUCAGACCUGGGAGGUGAUCCACCCCAGCAUGGAUAGCGAGGUAGAAACAUCACGUAUUCACAAAAACUGUGUCAGUGGACAAUGCAAGUGGUCUUUAACGUCACAGAUCCCAAAUAUGCCAAGUGGGAGACUCUUCCAUGCUGCUGCUGUUAUUCAGGAUGCCAUGUACAUCUUUGGAGGGACUGUAGACAACAAUGUGCGCAGUGGGGAGAUGUACAGGUUUCAGUUUUCAUGCUACCCAAAGUGUACUCUCCAUGAGGACUAUGGCAAACUAUUUGAGAACCGUCAGUUCUGUGAUGUGGAGUUUAUUCUGGGAGAAAGGGAGGAGAAAGUCAUGGGGCAUAUCGCCAUAGUGACUGCAAGAUGUCAGUGGCUGCGUAAGAAAAUCCUGCAGGCUUGGGAUAGGCAGCGGCAGAAGACGAAACAAGAGAGCGGUGAGGAAAGUGAUGAUGGAGCGGCUGGAGGCCAGAGGGAUAUCCCAGCAGGCCAUAGGCCAUCAGGCACUCAGCUGAUGCUAGAGGUAGCCAUCAGGGAAGCAGAGGCCCAGCCUUUUGAAGUCCUAAUGCAGUUCCUCUACACAGACCAUAUCCAGUAUCCACGCAGAGGUCAUGUGCAGGAUGUUCUUCUUAUCAUGGAUGUUUACAAGCUGGCACUUAGUUUUAAGCUGUCCCGCUUGGAGCAGCUGUGUGUGCAGUACAUCGAGGCAUCUGUGGACCUGCAGAACGUCCUCAGUGUUUGUGAAAAUGCAAACAAGCUGCAACUGGACCAGCUAAAGGAACAUUGCCUUAACUUUGUGGUGAAGGAGUCCCACUUCAACCAGGUGAUAAUGACCAAAGAGUUUGAGCACCUUUCCACUCCACUUAUAGUGGAGAUUGUGCGACGGAAGCAGCAGCCUCCUCCCAGGCUGUACUCAGACCAGCCUGUGGACAUCGGGACCUCACUGGUCCAGGACAUGAAGGCUUACCUGGAGGGGGGCGGCCUAGAGUUCUGUGACAUUAUCCUGCUGUUAGACGGACACCCACGACCUGCUCACAAAGCCAUAUUGGCAGCACGAUCUAGUUACUUCGAGGCAAUGUUUCGCUCCUUCAUGCCCGAGGAUGGUCAGGUUAAUAUCUCCAUCGGUGAGAUGGUUCCAAGUAAGCAGGCCUUUGAGUCCAUGCUGCGUUACAUCUACUACGGUGAUGUCAACAUGCCUCCAGAGGAUUCUCUCUAUCUGUUUGCUGCACCAUACUACUACGGCUUUUCAAACAACAGGCUGCAAGCUUACUGUAAGCAGAAUCUGGAGAUGAAUGUCACUGUGGAGAAUGUCUUGCAGAUCCUGGAGGCAGCUGAUAAGACUCAGGCUCUGGACAUGAAGAAGCACUGCCUACACAUUAUUGUCCACCAGUUUAUCAAGGUAUCCAAGCUCCCCAACCUGCGGUCUCUCAGCCAGCUGCUGCUGUUGGACAUCAUUGAGUCUCUAGCUACACACAUAUCAGACAAACAGUGUGCUGAGAUGGGCUCGGACAUUUAGGACCAUGGCAAAGCUGGCCUCCUCUUUUUUUCUCCUCACAAAAAAGCCAUACAACUUACCUCCUUCUUCUCAGUCCUUCCCUCCUCAAAGACACAGUGCUUUGCUGUAUUGUAUAUUUCAAAACCCUGAUUGAUGCUUUUUUUAUACAUGCAAUAUCAAAUUGUUCUCUCACUCUGUUUCAAAGAGGCGUGAAAUCAGAGAAGAAACCAGUUUCUAGCUCAGUCAAAACUGUCAACUGUUAUAAAACUCCCUUUUAUUUGUAGUUUAUAUCUAUUUAUUUUAUUCCAUUGAGGAAAAUGUCUUCAAUGCUUAAUUAGCUCUGUGUUACCACUCCAUGUUUUUAUAAAUGUGGACUCAGUGGACUGUGAUAAUUCAUACUCAUGACACUACAGAAAUGAGUUCAAGUGUUGCCCUCAGCUGUUGUAUGUAUUUACCUGCUCAGAUAUGUAAUCACAGUAAACUGUCGAAUGAGUUUUGUCAAGAUCUGUGUUCAUCUCUUGUAUUAUGCUAAGGUCUGACAAAUGACAUUAAUCUGAAUUGGAUGUUGCAAGGAAUAAAAAUCAUUAUUUGAAAGUAAAAUAAAUGUAUGUCCUAACAGCUGUUUGUUUUGUUUACUGUUAGUAAAAACAACGCACAUCUUUGUCAUGCUAAACAUCGUUUCUAACAGACAGGCUACAUGUAUCCUCAUGUAGAGCAAUGUCUACUUAGUGACAUCAGUAUGCUGUUAUCAAAUAUUUACCCUUUAUGUAUUUAAAGCCUUAAUAAAUCUUCUACAAAACUA
Messenger RNA from Notolabrus celidotus (New Zealand spotty), 3704 nucleotides. RefSeq names its product leucine-zipper-like transcription regulator 1 (gene lztr1). The transcript has 19 exons. Bases 506 to 2923 code for a protein of 805 amino acids. Gene Ontology annotation, molecular function: protein binding. NCBI's taxonomy places the organism in Eukaryota, Metazoa, Chordata, Actinopteri, Labriformes, Labridae. The record is from RefSeq and is a predicted model, not a curated record. Gene Ontology annotation, cellular component: Golgi apparatus.